Cyprinus carpio (common carp) is the source of this 4629-nucleotide messenger RNA. RefSeq names its product cingulin-like. The record is from RefSeq and is a predicted model, not a curated record. Gene Ontology annotation, cellular component: myosin complex. NCBI's taxonomy places the organism in Eukaryota, Metazoa, Chordata, Actinopteri, Cypriniformes, Cyprinidae.
ACAUUGGAUCUCGGCCAAUCACGUGCUCGAAUCGGCCGGCCUUGGGACCACUCUCCAGCCAAUAAGCGCUCAAGAGGGGCAGAUCGAUGACGCAAAGGCAACAGGUUGUUUCGGAAAAAAACGCACUGACAGUUUUGCAUGUACUGUCCAUCCUUGGUCUCAACGAGGAGUUUUUAAUAGACACUAAACUUAAAAAGAGCUUCUUUAUUCUUUUGUGCCUUGUGAAGGCCAAUGUUGAAGGUUUCGGAAAACAGCAGGUCACAAUGAGCUCCCUCUCAGCAGACAGGAAGCCCCCUCUGGACUAUGGUGUCCAGAUUCGCUUCAUCAAAGAUUUGGAUGACGGAGGGUUCCCAGACAGGAGUCGACUGGCCGGUGGAGUUGGUGGCAUCAACAAUGGGACUCCUUCACCGUCUAAGUAUGGAGUAGCUGUGCGGGUGCAAGGCAUUUCAGGACAGCCAUAUGUGGUGCUCAAGGAUGGAGAAAAGGGGGACUCUUAUGGGGUACAACUGAAGACUCAACCACAAAUUCAGAGCUCAGCCCCAAUUGUCUCUCAAACGUCCCCUUACAACACCCUGCUGCUGGGACAAAGGGAAGGGGCUCAGACUCCCCAGGGUUCUUAUAUCCCGGCUGUCCAACCUAGUUGUCCAGAUGAGGAUUUUGGGAGCCCCUUAAGGAGGCCACCUGGUGACGGACAGGCAGGGACUCAAGGAGAAGCCGAGGCCAGGUCUACAGAAUGCCUCACCCCUUCUGCUGUGGCUCCCAAGGUGGACAAAAAGGAUGAUGAUAGUUUUAACGAAGCAGGUCUUCGGAAGGUCAGGCAGAAUGGUAUUGGGAGUAGUCUGAAUGGGACAGGGCUAAAUGGAGCCUCAUUGAAUGAUGACCAAGCCCCAGCUAUAGACACCAAGUCACUGGCUCCCAUUAAUAAACUCAUUAGCCGGUUUGGUGGUGGUAGUUCUGGUGAUAUUUCAAACUUAGAACCCCGAACUCGGCUUCAUCUUGAUAACCGAGUUAGGUCUCACAGUGUGGAUGUCCUCAACAAACCUACAGAUGAGCCCCCUACAACUUCACCAAUGAUAAACCCCUAUGCUUCUAUUACUUCAGCUACAUUACCCAAACUUAGCUCACCGAAACCAUCAACUGGCAGUCUAGGACGAGACUCCACCUCUGUGGCUAAAGUGGCUGCUAUCCCCAAUUCCAAACCCCUCACCUUCAGCCAAUCACCAAAACUCUUUGUGCCCAAAGAGGGACCAACUGCUGUACCAAAGAAACCAGUGACCCCUGACCUCAUAAAGAGCCAGACCACGAGUGCAGAAAACGGAAAUGGAGAGGAUUCCCAGACCAAACAAGCUAUUUACAACAUACUUAAAGAAGGGUCUAUUGAGAGUGAGUCAGCCAUCAAUCACAAAGCAAGCCUCAUUCAUGAAGGGUUCUGUGGGGUGAAGAUCUUAGUGACUGACAGCAAUAUGAAGACUGAACUGGAGCAAGCGUUCAACAAAAACACACAAUUACAGCAACUCCUGGACAAGACCAAGAGAGAACUGCAGGAAAACCAGGACCAAAUGGUGGAGCUGCGUAUGGAUCGAGAGGCAGCGGAGUCUCGCUUACAGCAGCAGGAGGAUCAGCUAGCUCAGCUCCAGGAGGAGCUCAGACGAACGCUGGAAAACUCACCUCAGUCCGAUGCAAUGCAGCUAGACUUGAUGACGGUGCAGGCAGAGCUGUCAGAGUCUCUGAUGCUGAAGCAGAAACUGGAGGACACACUGAGGCAGAGAGAGCGAGAGCUCACUGCUCUGAAAGGGGCCCUGAAGGAUGAGGUGGAGUCCCAUGAUAAAGAGAUAGAGGCCAUGAGAGAGCAGUACAGUCAAGACAUGGAUGCCCUGCGUCACAGCAUGGAGACUGUCUCACAGUCUCAGCUGGAAAUCGAGGAGGAGCGUCAGAAGGUGAAUGCCUCCAUUCUGGCUCUGGAGGAGGAGCUAGAGGGGUACAAAGAGCAGAGUGACCAAUGGAAGAAGCAGCUUAGCUACACCAACAGAGAGCGGGGGCAGUGCAGCGCAUUUCAAAAGCUGCUGCAGGCUCAGCAGGAGAAGGAGGAACUGGAAGAGAAGCUGCUCGCAGUAAAGAAACAGACUGAUGAAACUGAUUCAAACUGUUUAAUGAGGCAGUGCCGAGACGAUUUGAAGAAAGCUCUUUCAGAAGUGGAAAAACAAAAAGCAGAGACAGCAAAAAGGGAAGAGGAGCUUAAAAAAGUAUCAAGAGCCAAUGAGAAUCGAGAGAAGGAGCUGAAGGCAGAGAUUGACAGACUAAUAGAUCAGUCUAAGAAAGACAAAGAGGAACUUGCAAAAAUACUGGAGAAAACAAAACAGCCCUCCACAUCAGAGCAAUCUCAAGAAAGCAACCUAGAACUUCAAGAGGCCAAUGCUCGCUUAAGAGAGAGAAUAGCACGCAUGACACGCCUGCACUCCAGUGUUCCUGACAGCUCCUCAGAUGUUCUGGAGGACGAGAACCGGAGCCUGAGGAACCAGCUGGAGGAGUCCCGGCGUGCAGCUUCUCGACUGGGUCAGGAGAAAGAGGAGCUCAGCAGACGGUUGGAGGAGAGGGAGAGAGAAAGGGAAGCACUGAGACGUGGCAAGAGCGACCUGGAGGAGCAGAAGAGACUGCUGGACCGAGCACUGGAGAAGAUCAGUAAGGAGAUGGAGACUAUGAUGGGAGAUUCACGUCAGUCGGUGCAGGUUCUUCAGUCUCAGUUGGAUGAAUUCCGAGAUCGUUCUCGUAGAGAGCUGCAGGACGCUCAGAGACUCAGUAAGGACAGGCUGGUUGAGCUACAGAGAGUGCAGGCCCUCCUAAAAUCCACCCAGGAGGAGGUGUCCCGUCUGAAGAAAGAACUGCUGUCAUGCUCAGAGGAGAGGGACAGCGCUCAGCUGGAUAAAGAGCUGCUGAACAGCCGUCUCAAACACCUGGAGAAUGAGCUGGAGACGGAGAGAAGCUCACAGACGGACCGCAGCAGAGAGAUCCGUCUGAUAGAGGACAAAGUGAAGACAUUAGAGAUUGAGUUGGAUGAGGAGAAGAGUGGAGCAGAGCUACUAAAUGAACGCAUCGCUCGCAGUCGAGAGCAGGUGGAUCAGCUCCGUUCUGAACUGAUGCAGGAACGUUCAGCCAGACAUGAUCUUGAGAUGGAUAAGAGUGCACUAGAGAGACAGGUGAAGGAGUUGAAGUCUCGUAUUGCUGAUAUGGGCUCUCAGACUCGUCCCUCUGCUGGAGUCACGAUGCUAGAAAACAAGAUUCAGGAGCUGGAGGACCGUUUGCGUAGUGAAGAGAGAGAAAAAAACACCAUUGUAGUAGCUCAGAGGAGAUUGGACAGGAAACUUAAGGACGUGACGGCCACCCUGGACCAGGAGCGAAGUCAACACGCUGAACAGAGAGACCAGCUGUCUCUGCGAGUGAAGGCUCUGAAGCGGCAGCUGGAUGAGAGCGAGGGGGAGGUGGAGCGUCUGGAGGGCGUCAGACGGAAGGUUCUGCGGGAUCUUGAGGAGCAGCGGGAGCUGCAGGAGGCACUGCAGGUCAAAGUCAACGCACUGGAGAACGAGCUCAAGAGGAAGGUUCAACAGUCACGACGCCCAGCUCUGGAAAGCACCUUGAGUUCUGAGGAAGAGGAGAGUUACUCAGACUCAAAAAGCAUCACGUCUAUUCUCACUGAAACGCCACUUCAGACCACCAACUGUUAAAGCCUGAACGAGAGCGGGGGAAAAUGUGGUUUUGCAUACACUUGAUUUUGCAUACACUUGAGUUUUCUGGUAAAUGUAAAAAUAACAGAAGAGACAUGAAGGAUAUAAAUGGUGUGGGUGCUGGUGUUUUCAACAAAAAGUGAUGUCAGGUGUGUUUUACAUUGUUAAUGAGAUAGAUGGGGUUGAAGGCCUAAUAAAGCAGUCAGUGUGAAGAUUUGUCAACCAAAAGCUCCUUUAGUAUUGUUUUGCUAAAACUGGUUAAUUCUGAAGAAAAAUUGUUUGUUCUUACUCUGUUUAUGAGUGUCAUGUUGUUUGUUUUAGGAAGACUCAAUGUAAAUAUUAUUUGUAUAAAAUGUUAUGGUUUUUGACAUCCUUAAUCAUAUUACUGAAAUUCCCUGUGGUAAUUGGAAACAAAAAUAAUGAAGGAUUUUAUCUUUAUACAUGAUGGAAUGUAUAAAUCAUAAUGUCAAGUGUUCUCCUUAUUAUCUUUAAUGUUACGCACUAGUGCAAAUUAUAAAGAAGGAUAUUUAGAAGGCUUAUUAUUGUGUUGCUUUAAUUUGAGAAUUAAACUUGCACUAUGAAUGACACCUUUUGUGCCAAGACAGAAAAAAGAAAAAAUCUUUUGAUGUAAUGGCAUUGAAAUAUUAGCCUUCAAUUUUUUCAUACAUUUAGAAAGCUAAUAAAAAUUAAGCUGCUUUUUUGAUCAUUUUACCAGAGACCUAUAUGUUCUAUACUGUAUAUUCAGAUUUAUCACAAUGUAUUUACCACUCAUAUAAUAAUUUGUAACUCUUAAAGAUGUUGUUUGAAACACAACUUCAUAAUACACUGUACAAUAUUAGAUAUGUAUAUACUGUCCCGUGUUUAAAGUUUAUUCUUCCACUACACAGUAAAAGUAACUUUUGUCACAUUA